ACAAACAGUGCCUUCUUAAAACGUAGCUUUUCUCUUUGUGUUUACGAAUCAACGUCAUUUAAUUCGGAGGAAAUUGACCUCCGUCACUGCGCAUGCGUAUAGGAAGUCUUCUUUAGUUUUUUUACAAUUUACGUUCGAGAAACAGUCAAAAUGUCUGGUACUGACCUUUCUCGAAGCCCUUAUGAACAAGGAGAGUUAGCUUCUAGUCCAGAAAGACAUAUGUUGGAUCCAGAUGAUGAAGAUGAGGAGGACGACGAUGACAAACAGAGCCUCGUUUCUUUUUCAGUGCAUUCAAAGGAAGCCCUUGACGAAGAUGACUAUCUUAAGGACAACAAAGACGAUUACAUGGAUGACAGCGAGUCGUUAGACAUAAAGCCUCCGCAGGCUCAUGCUAUGAAGAAAGAUAAACACAAACAUAAACACAAAGAAGAACGGUGGCGAGAACGAAAUAGCAGACAUGAAAAAGAAAGGGACAGAGACAGGCUACACAUGCGGUCUGCAGGUAAAGAUCGGCAUGCUCAUGAACUGCAGCGUCAACAGGACAAGGAGAAAGAACGUGAACGACGUCUGAAAGACGAGGUACGAGAAGCACGCAAACGAGAGGAAUCUAGACGAGAAAGAUGCACAUAUCAAAGGCUCCCAACCAAUCUAGAUCGUUCUUGCUUAGAGUCCAGCUCUCGCAGCCAAAUAAGGCAACGCUCCAGAUUAGGAGACCGUUUGGAGAGACUGGAGUUUGAACGGAGAGUGAGGGAACAGCGAGAGAUACGAGAGCAGCAGAAGGAACGUGAAAGGCAGGCUCGAAAGAAAGAGGAAAGAAGGAACCAAGCAUUGCGUAAUGAAGAAAUGGAACGGGCAGAGCGGCGUCGGUUGAAACGGCACUUCCGAAGUCGAAGUCCAAGUCGAGAAAGUCGACACCAUGACCAUUUGAAUCGAUGGGAUGCAAAGGCACGGCCCAGAAAGAGAUCUCCUGAUGAACAGCAAGCCCAUUCUCCGAUUGGACCCCAUACUCCAGAUGAAGUGGACGACACUAAUGUGGAAAUUCCAUCUGAUGGUUCAGAGGAGCCAUACGAAAUUAGGCCUGCUGAACCAGUAUAUGUUUCAGAAAUCAGUGAGGCAUCGCAUUCAGAUUCAGAAUCAGAUUCACGAUCACCAAGUUCAGCAUCAAGCUCCAGUAGUGAAGAUGAAAUAAUAAACAAUGAUUGCAGUGUCGUUGAAAGUCGCAAUAUCAAAUACCAUCCUAUUUCUUCUGAAAAAACAGGUCUCAUUCUGGAAUCAGAUCCUAAGUCUAAAUUUGAUGACCACUCAGAAAAUGAAAGUGGUACCGAUUCAGUGCAGCCCUCUGAACAUGAAGAAACACCUUUCAGGGAGGGAAGUCCACCUGCGUCCCCCAUCGAGGAUGACUCAGACCUGCCCCCCUAUCUGCCGGCCAUCCAGGGCUGUCGCAGUGUGGAGGAGUUUAACUGUCUGAAUCGAAUCGAGGAAGGUACCUAUGGUGUGGUCUACAGAGCUAAAGACAAGAAAUCUGAUGAAAUUGUCGCUCUGAAAAGAUUAAAGAUGGAGAAAGAGAAAGAAGGCUUCCCUAUAACAUCUUUGAGAGAAAUUAAUACCUUAUUGAAAGCUCAACACCCAAAUAUAGUCACAGUCAGAGAAAUUGUUGUUGGUAGUAACAUGGACAAGAUCUACAUAGUGAUGGAUUAUGUGGAACAUGAUUUAAAAGGCCUAAUGGAAACUAUGAAACAACCAUUCCUUGUUGGUGAAGUGAAAACACUGAUGCUCCAGCUCCUCAAAGCUGUAGCUCACCUCCACGACAACUGGAUAUUACAUCGAGAUUUAAAGACAUCAAACUUGUUACUGAGUCACAAAGGAAUUCUCAAGGUUGGCGAUUUUGGUCUUGCCAGAGAAUAUGGAUCCCCAUUGAAGCAUUAUACACCAGUUGUAGUUACCUUAUGGUAUAGAGCACCUGAGUUACUGCUGGGCACCAAGGAAUACACAACAUGCAUUGAUAUGUGGUCAGUUGGAUGUAUUAUGGCUGAAUUUCUCACUAUGAAGCCAUUAUGGCCAGGCAAAUCUGAAGUUGACCAGCUGACCAGAAUUUUCAAGGAUUUGGGAACACCAAAUGAAAAAAUCUGGCCUGGUGUUAGUGAACUGCCUGUGUUUCGCAAAGUCAACUUUGGGGAAUAUACCUACAACAAGCUACGUGUACGUUUUGGAUCCUACCUCACAGAUUUGGGAUUUGAUCUCCUUAACAAAUUUCUCACGUUUGAUCCUUCCAAAAGAAUAACAGCUGAAGAAGCCAAAUCUCAUGAAUAUUUCAAGGAAUCGCCAGCCCCUGUAAGUCCUUCGAUGUUUCCGACAUGGCCAGCUAAAAGUGAGCAACCACGUAAACAUGGUAACUCCCCAAAACCGCCAUCUGGUGGCAAGGCAUAUGCCAAGUUAAUUGAAGAAGGCUGUGAUGAGGCUGCAAUUCCUGGAGGGUUCCACAUGGCGACUGCAGCGAAAGGUGUAUCAGCUGUUGGGCCUGGCUUCAGUCUCAAGUUCUAAAUCUGCUAACUAUUCUAUGCAUCUUCAUAUUUCAUUAUUGCAUUCACCAAAAAUGUUUCUGAGAUUCUUCUCAAAGACAUCUUAUCAUCUUUGUUCUUCUUGUCAUCCAUUCUUUGACCAUCUUUCUUUUUUUUGUAUUCAUCCAUCUUCUUUAUCCACUCUUAUAUUCACCAUAUUGGUUGAGUUUUCAAUAUUUGUAUCAUAUUAAAGAAUUAUGAAAAAUAUUAUUAAAUAAAUAAUGGCAUUUUGUAA
Octopus sinensis (East Asian common octopus) is the source of this 2793-nucleotide messenger RNA. RefSeq names its product cyclin-dependent kinase 11B. Lineage: Eukaryota; Metazoa; Mollusca; Cephalopoda; Octopoda; Octopodidae. The transcript has 19 exons. Bases 151 to 2541 code for a protein of 796 amino acids. Gene Ontology annotation, biological process: protein phosphorylation; regulation of mitotic cell cycle. Gene Ontology annotation, cellular component: nucleus. The record is from RefSeq and is a predicted model, not a curated record. Gene Ontology annotation, molecular function: ATP binding; cyclin-dependent protein serine/threonine kinase activity.